AUGCUGAAGACUGCACGUUUCUUCAGAAGUAAAGACUUAAGGCUAAGGACGCGUGACAUCUGUACUUCUUUCUUGCUUCUGAAGGAGAGAAAAAAUCAGCAGUUAGACUAUCUGAAUGAUAUAAGAAAAGAGAUAGAAGAUAAUAACAAGAAAUUGCGACAUACUCCAUUUUCUCAUAUUAAGUCCAGAGGAGUAAUUUCUAAGAAUAAUAAUCUACGGUUAGCUAUGCAGUGUGUUCAGCAGAAACUUGGGACAGCAACAAAUGCUGUUGCCAAUAUUCCGUCUUUUGUAACUAUUGAAAUUGUAGGAAAUGGAACAACUCAGAUGAGGCAAUGUGUUGCUAUUCGCACUCCUCUGAAAAUUUACUUAUUCAAUUGUCCAGAGGGAACAUCUAGGUUUUUAUCACAGAUAAGAAUGAAGUCAACUAAUGUAAAUGAUAUCUUCAUAACUAACGCUAAUUGGGAUAACAUCUCUGGAAUCUCUUCUAUUUUGCUUUCCAAGGAAACUGCUGCUCCAACUGCUAGAAUUCACGGAUCGGUGAACGUCAAGCAUUUCCUCGAAUGCAUUCGGCCAUUUAACGAUGCCGAUUAUGGAAGUGCUAAAUAUCCAACACAAGUUGAUGAAAGGCCUUAUACAUUGGGGUCUUACGAAGAUGCUGGGCUUAAAGUCACAUACAUGCCUUUAGUCACUGACAUAGACUCAAAGAAUGUAUGUGUAGCUUACUACGUUGAACUGAAAGCGCCCGCUCGACGUAUCGAUGCAUCUAAGCUAAUUGCUCUUAAGGUACCUAAAGGUCCACUGAUCGGACAAUUGAAAAAUGGAGAGACUGUAACAUUGCCAAAUGGGUCGAUUGUGAAUCCGGAAGAUGUUUAUGUAGAUUCGAUCAGUAACGAUGAUAAAGGAACUGUGCUCAUUGUUGAAUGUCUUAACAACAAAGAUGUUGAAAUGCUGUCAAGCCAAUCACUGAUUGAAAGCAUAAAGACUGGGAAGAAAACGUUGAACUAUAUGGUUCACUUGUGUCCUGAUAAUAUUUUCAAUUCACCUCGUUAUCGGGAGUUAAUAGAAUCUCUUGGUGAUUCUUGUCAACAUAUCGUGGUCAAUGAGAAAGGUCCUCUCGUACCGGGUGUCGAAAGUAUUUUUAGGAAUCAUAAACUUUUGCACAAAAUGUGCCCUUCCGUAUUUCCUCCACUUCAUCCAACUUGGUCUGGAGUCAUAACACAAACUAAUGAGUUGCAGAGAAAAGAGGGAGAUAUAACAUAUGCUGCUCCUAUACAGCGGUUCACAAUGCGCAAAGGAGGAAACGAUGAACCUAUCGUUCUCGAUUUGAAAGACUCUGGAAUUGUCGUUUCUCCCGCCGCAGAAACUCUAAUUGCACAGCUUGAGAAAGAACAACAGAAACUUCCUUUGACUGAUGAGUACCCAAAACUAUCAUUCCUUGGUACUUCAUCUGCUGUACCAUCGAAAUAUCGUAAUGUCACCGGAUAUUUGAUGGAGACAUCGCCAAACGCUGCAGUUAUGGUGGAUACUGGGGAGGGAUCAUAUGGGCAAAUCAAAGUUCUAAUGGGCGAAGAAAAAACGAAGCAGAUUUUAAUGAAUUUGAAAGCCGUUUUCAUUACUCAUGCCCAUCAAGAUCAUAUGACUGGCCUAUAUACCAUCGUGAAAAGACGAGAAGAAGCUUAUCAAUGCGCAGGUGUCCCGUAUAAACCAUUAGUGCUUGUAACAACUAGAAAUGUUUUGAAGCCUUUGAAAACGUACUCAAUGUGCUUUGAGAGUCUAGAGCAUCUUUUGCACAUUGUGGAUAUGACUCGUUUCCCAUUAACACCUCCUUCUAGCCCUCCUGGUCCAGCGAACAAGAGGCGUCGAUUACCUUCACCUGUUUUCGAUGCUACUCGGGAUGUGAUACCAGAACUUCCUCGGCCUCUUUUUGAUGAAAAGGAGUGGAAUAUACAGGAAUGUAAAACAGUUCAUGUUCAUCACACAAGAAUGGCGAAUGGAUUUGUUUUUCGGGCAAACCAAAAACGCAUAGUGUUUUCCGGUGAUACGAAGCCAUGUGACCUGCUUGUGUCUGAAGGAAUGGGUGCAGAUGUCCUCAUUCACGAAGCGACAUUUGAAGAUGGACAUGAGGCUGAUGCUUUGCGAAAGAAGCAUUCUACCAUGGGACAAGCUGUUGAUGUUGGAAAAAGAAUGAAAGCAAAGCAUAUAAUCUUAACUCAUUUCAGUGCUCGUUAUCCAAAGGUUCCUGAUCUACCAUCGUAUUUGGAUGAGUGUGGGAACGUUUCGGUUGCCAUGGAUAAUUUAUCUGUUCGAUUCGAUCAUUUACCUUUAGUGCCUAAGUUGAUUCCAGUCUUUAGAGAAGUUUAUCAAGAGGAAUUGUUCGAAAUUGAGCUACGGAAAGAACAGAGAAACUUGAAGGCCAAAGAAGCGAAUGAAAUGAAAGCUCAAGAACAUUUAAUCAAAGCUUAA
Auanema sp. JU1783 is the source of this 2463-nucleotide messenger RNA. The record is from the annotation of a GenBank genome assembly. Lineage: Eukaryota; Metazoa; Nematoda; Chromadorea; Rhabditida; Rhabditidae.